CCUGUUAAUCCGCCACUAAAGAGCAGCUAGAAGAGGAUGGGGGAAGAGAAAAACAAGAGGGAGGAUAGGACUGGCAAAGACGUGGACGAAAGGCAAAACAGAGAGUCGCAGGAAAAUGACCUUUACCUGGGUUGUCUCACCAAACGACACCUAAUAAUGAUGUCUGUGGCUGUUGGACUUAUCAUCGUGCUGAUUAUUAUCACUGUCACUGCCGUGGUGCUCUCCAAUAAAUCAGUGUCCCCCGCUCCUCUCACGUUCUCCACUGGUGGAGACAUGCUGGACUACCUGGUGGAGAUGGGUAACAUCAGCGAACCCGACGGCCUGUUGGCCACCUGGUUUCACAGAGCCAACAGCCAGGACGACAUGAACAAAGCUCUCGCAAGUGAUGCCAUGAUCCUGGAGGCUGAUAUCACUCUGCAUGGUUAUGGAACCGCUGAUCAGAAGCCCAUCCCUAUCAUGGCUCACUUUCCAGACAUCUUUAGCGAUAACACUCUGGACCAGUGGCUGGAUGCUGUGCUGGCCUCUACAAAAGGUAUGAAGUUGGACUUUAAAUCUCUGGAGUCAGUGGGUUUGUCACUGGAUCUGCUCAGACAAAAGAACACUGAAAGAGCGAUAAACAGGCCUGUGUGGCUUAAUGCAGACAUCCUUCCAGGUCCUAACGUACCAAAUUUUGUGCGUCCAGUCAAUGGAACCAUAUUUCUUCAAUUGAUUCAAGAGAAGUUUCCAGAUGCAACUUUGUCUCCUGGAUGGAAGGUACUCUAUACUCCUCCAAUAGCUGUUGCUUCAUACUCUAGGGCCAUGGUGGAAGACAUGUAUGAUAUGAUCAAAGACGUACCCCAAAAGGUCACGUUCCCUGUCCACGCCCUGUUGGUCCGCAGUGGCUGGCAGCAUCUGAAAUGGCUCCUCAGCCAGUCACCACGGUUCAGCCUGACUUUGUGGCAGGGGUCCAUUCACCCGAACGUCAGUGAUCUGCUGUUUGUCCGUGACAACACUCAGCCUUCGGAAGUCUACUACGAUAUAUAUGAACCCACGCUGUCAGACUUCAAACAGGCUGCAGGGAAUCGGAGCCAAGUGAGGAAGUUCUAUCCUGGAGGAGACCUGCUGGACUUCCUUUAUCCAACACACUACCCAGGCACCAACGUCUCACCUGCAGCUACACAGCACAGCAGCCUGGCAGUGCGCUGGUUUACAGUCAAUGAUCAGGCUUCCCUGUUGGCUCAGCUCUCAGAUGGGGACGGCGGGAUGCUGGUCAUUAACGUGGCUUCUCGAAGCAACCAGCCUGACGUCCCUGUGGUGGAAGGUUCUGGAAGCAGCUCAGAGCACCUCAUGUUGCAGGAUGUCCUUCAGCUGCUUGAGCAAAAUGCUCACGCCCCCUGGGGCGUCUACCUGCGGAUCCACACUCAUCAGCUUCUGGAGGCUUCGCUCAACUUGCUGCAGUCGGCCUACAGCACAGAGAAUCUCUACAGGCCUGUCUGGAUCAGCAUGGAGGGUUUACAGAGCAGCGACAGCACCUCGGACUUUGUUUCCACAGUAGAGAGGCUGUUUCCUUAUGUCACCCUGGUGCAGACUGAGCAGAACUGGCCCCCUAUGGUACCAGCACCACUAACAGGCUUGUCUCAGAGGGUCGCUGUGCAUCUAAAUGCAGCAUCGUUGAUCAAAGGGCGGGAACAGCUUCACGUUCUAAUGGGGCUGAUGGACAAAUAUGACUUUGUAGUGGAGACAGAAACAAAUAGCUAUGCUGAAGCAUUUACAGUACUGGAGGGACUUAUGGCCCAGCGCACAGGGAGAGCAAACACUAACCUGUAUGUGUUAUCUAACAUGUCCUAACUGAAGAACUCAGAAUUACAGAAUUAUACAAAUAUCAACAAGGAUAUUUGUGUUAUACAGUUGUCUCUUUAAAUACUGUGAAUAGAAAUGUCUGUCACUGACCUUUCACAUUGUAACAUCAAAAUGUUGCAACCCAUCAAGAGCCUGACCAAUAUUCUGUAGACCUGCAGUAUAAUAUCAUCUGAUAUUGAUUAAUCUUUAUCUAUCAUGUUUACACUGGUGAAUUUGUGGUAAAAAAAAAUUGCUGGACUUAUCUGAAUGUAUUUUUUGUAGUUGUAUUUGUAUUUUUUUUUUAAAUCAAUUGUGUAAAAUAUUUAUGUAAUUCAUAAAAUAAGUAAAAAAUCAA
This is a messenger RNA of Mugil cephalus (flathead mullet), 2173 nucleotides long. It is a transcript of the gene fam151a, whose product is annotated as family with sequence similarity 151 member A. The record is from RefSeq and is a predicted model, not a curated record. NCBI's taxonomy places the organism in Eukaryota, Metazoa, Chordata, Actinopteri, Mugiliformes, Mugilidae. The transcript is spliced from 14 exons. Bases 37 to 1827 code for a protein of 596 amino acids.